Molecule: messenger RNA, 405 nt
Organism: Oryzias melastigma (Indian medaka)
Lineage: Eukaryota; Metazoa; Chordata; Actinopteri; Beloniformes; Adrianichthyidae
Product: stromal membrane-associated protein 1-like
Exons: 2
Coding region: 16-390 (124 amino acids)
Source: RefSeq, a predicted model, not a curated record
GCCCCCCCAGCCGGCAUGUUCAUGGCCCCCUCUCAGAUGCAGUUUCCGGUCCAGGCCUCCGCCGCCGGCUACCAAGCCUUCCCUGGAAUGGGCGCAGGUGUGCCCCCCACCACCGUGAUGGGCGCCAUGAUGGCUCAGAGCGGGGCGGCCAUGAUGGGGCCCAAUCCAGGCAUGAUGGUCGGGAUGACGAUGCCCAACGGCUUCAUGGGAAACGCUCCCGCGGCGGGGAUGAUGGGCAUGGCCCCCAGGAUGGUGGGACCCCAGGGAGGCGCGAUGCCCGCAGGCAUGGUGCCCGCUCAGGGCAUGUACGCCAUCCAGCCGGGGCAGCAGACGCAGUGGAGCAUGGGACAGGUGGGAGGAGCUACUGUCACUGUGGGAAUGAAGUGCUGAGGCUUUAUUAACUGG